GGAUUUCUUUGGGAAAUUAAACCGCCCAUUUACAUGCAUAGUGUCAACGCAAGCUGAUUGCAAAUGACUGAGAUAAGGGCGAAAUCUGACGCCGCCAUAUUUUAAUGGUGUGCUAGCAGGCACUCUCAUUUGAGCAGCUGUCAAAAUGGUGGCCCUGUCGCUGAAGAUCUGCGUGCGGCAGUGCAAUGUUGUCAAGACGAUGCAGUUUGAGCCCUCCACUCCAGUUUACGAUGCAUGCCGGAUUAUCAGAGAGAGAGUUCCAGAGGCCCAGACUGGACAAGCAUCAGAUUAUGGGCUGUUCCUGUCUGACGAUGACCCCAGGAAAGGGAUCUGGUUGGAAUCAGGACGCACCCUUGAUUACUACAUGCUUCGGAAUGGGGAUGUCCUGGAGUACAAGAAAAAACAAAGACCUCAGAAGAUUAAAAUGCUGGAUGGGACCAUCAAAACCAUCAUGGUGGAUGACUCCAAAACAGUAGGGGAGCUGUUGGUCACCAUCUGCAGUAGGAUAGGAAUCACGAACUAUGAGGAAUACUCGCUGAUCCAAGAGCAGGUGGAGGAGAAGAGAGAGGAUGGGAUGGGAACACUGAAAAAAGACAGAACCCUCCUGAGGGACGAGAGGAAGAUGGAGAAACUGAAAGCAAAACUUCACACAGAUGAUGAUUUGAACUGGCUGGACCACAGUUGGACGUUUCGGGAGCAGGGUGUAGAGGAGAGUGAGAUACUACUUUUACGGAGGAAAUUCUUCUAUUCCGACCAGAACGUGGACUCACGCGACCCUGUCCAGCUCAAUCUCCUCUACGUUCAGGCCAGGGACGACAUCCUGAAUGGCUCCCACCCGGUGUCCUUUGAUAAGGCCUGCGAGUUCGCUGGUAUUCAGGCACAGAUCCAAUUCGGUCCUCAUGUAGAGCACAAACACAAGCCAGGAUUUUUAGACCUAAAGGAGUUCCUACCGAAAGAAUACAUCAAACAGAGGGGGGCGGAGAAGAGAACUUUUCAGGACCACAAAAGCUGCGGUGAGAUGACGGAAAUUGAGGCAAAGGUGAAGUAUGUGAAGCUUGCCAGGUCCUUACGCACAUACGGGGUGUCAUUUUUCCUGGUCAAGGAAAAGAUGAAAAGCAAGAAUAAGCUGGUUCCACGUCUACUGGGCAUUACCAAAGAGUCAGUGAUGCGGGUGGAUGAGAAGACCAAAGAAGUGGUGCAGGAGUGGCCACUCACCACUGUAAAGAGAUGGGCGGCCUCCCCCAAGAGCUUCACGUUGGACUUCGGUGAGUACCAGGAGAGCUAUUACUCCGUCCAGACCACAGAAGGGGAGCAGAUCUCACAGCUCAUUGCUGGAUACAUUGACAUCAUCCUUAAGAAGAAACAGAGUAAAGAUCGGUUCGGAUUAGACGGUGAUGAGGAGUCCACCAUGCUGGAAGAAUCCGUAUCCCCGAAAAAGUCCACCAUCCUCCAGCAGCAGUUUAAUCGGGUGGGUCGAGUGGAGCACGGCUCCGUGGCACUGCCUGGCAUCAUGCGAUCGGGGUCCAUUGGGGGGCCUGACACAUUUAACAUGGGUACCAUGCCCUCGGCACAGCAGCAGAUAACCACGGGACAGAUGCACAGAGGACAUAUGCCCCCUCUGAGUCUGGCCCAGCAAGCAUUGAUGGGCACUAUCAACACCAGUAUGCAGGCCGUACAGCAGGCACAAGCUGACCUGGGAGAGGUGGAUAAUCUACCACCACUGGGACAAGACAUGGCAUCCAGAGUGUGGGUUCAGAACAAGGUUGAUGAAUCCAAACAUGAGAUCCACUCCCAAGUGGAUGCCAUCACAGCCGGGACCGCAUCCGUGGUGAACCUCACUGCCGGUGACCCGACGGACACAGAUUACACCGCCGUGGGCUGUGCCAUCACCACCAUCUCUUCCAACCUGACGGAGAUGUCCAAGGGCGUGAAGCUGCUGGCUGCUCUGAUGGAGGACGAGGUGGGCAGUGGCCAGAAUCUCAUGGGGGCUGCCCGGACCCUCACAGGGGCCGUAUCUGACCUGUUGAGAGCCGUGGAACCAGCUUCUGGAGAGCCCAGACAGACGGUGUUGACGGCAGCGGGCAGCAUCGGCCAGGCCAGUGGAGACCUUCUGAAACAGAUGGGAGAAGGAGAAACAGACGAGAGAUUCCAGGACAUUAUGAUGAACCUGGCCAAAGCAGCUGCUAAUGCCGCAGCCAUGCUAGUGCUCAAGGCCAAAAACGUGGCACAGGUGGCCGAGGACACGGCGCUCCAGAACCGGGUCAUUACUGCCGCUACACAGUGCGCGCUUUCCACCUCACAGCUGGUGGCCUGCACAAAGGUGGUGAGUCCCACCAUCUCCUCCCCAGUCUGUCAGGAUCAGCUGGUGGAGGCCGGGCGUUUGGUGGAGCGCUCUGUGGAAGGGUGUGUGAAGGCGUGUCACGCCGCCUCAGAGGAAGGCGAGCUCCUCCGUCAGGUGAACAUGGCGGCUGGCGCGGUCAGCCAGGCCCUUAGCGACCUACUCCAGCAUGUGCGGCACUACGCCAGCUGCGGAGAGCCAAUCGGACGCUACGACCAGGCCACUGACACCAUCAUGACAGUGACGGAGAGUAUUUUCACCUCGAUGGGGGAUGCAGGUGAAAUGGUACGACAGGCACGGGUUCUGGCCCAGGCCACCUCUGACUUGGUGAAUGCGAUGCGCUCCGAUGCCGAGGCUGAAAUCGAUGUGGAUAAUUCCAAGAAACUGCUUGCUGCUGCCAAGCUAUUGGCAGAUGCCACUGCCAGAAUGGUGGAGGCUGCAAAGGGGGCUGCCGCAUACCCCGAAAAUGAAGACCAGCAGCAGAGACUGCGCGAGGCUGCUGAAGGGUUACGGGUCGCCACCAACGCAGCUGCUCAAAACGCCAUCAAAAAGAAACUCAUUCACCGAUUGGAGAAUGCAGCUAAGCAGGCCGCAGCGGCUGCGACGCAGACCAUCGCAGCUGCCCAGAAUGCAGCUGCGUCCAACAAGAACACCAUGUCACAUCAGCAACUAGUGUUCAGCUGCAAGGCUGUGGCAGAUCAUAUCCCACAGCUAGUGCAGGGAAUAAGGGGCAGUCAGGCCCAUCCAGAAGACCUCGGUGCCCAGCUAGCCCUUAUCAUCGCCAGCCAGAGUUUUCUGCAGCCGGGUAGUAAAAUGGUGACGUCGGCCAAAUCGGCCGUUCCGACAGUAACUGACCAGGCUGCUGCGAUGCAACUCAGUCAAAGUGCCAAGAAUCUGGCCACCUGCCUGGCAGAGCUGCGCACAGCUGCACAAAAGGCUCAUGAGGCAUGUGGUCCUCUCGAGAUUGACUCUGCACUAAGUGCUGUUCAGACCCUAAAGAGUGAACUACAGGAUGCAAAAAUGGCUGCACUGGAUGGACAGCUCAAGCCCCUACCAGGAGAAUCAUUGGAGAAGUGUGCGCAGGAUCUAGGGAGUACGUCCAAGGCUGUGGGCUCCUCCAUGGCCCAGCUACUGACCUGUGCCGCUCAGGGCAAUGAACAUUAUACCGGUGUAGCCGCGAGGGAAACCUCUCAGUCCCUGAGGACGCUGGCCCAGGCUGCAAGGGGAGUAGCAGCGAGUACCGUGGAGCCUCAGGCCGCAGCUGCCAUGCUGGAUUCUGCCUGUCAUGUGAUGGAGGGCUCUGCCAUGCUAAUCCACGAAGCCCACCAAGCCCUAGUGUGUCCUGGAGAUGCAGAGAGCCAGCAGAGAUUAGCACAGGUGGCAAAGGCUGUCUCUCACUCCCUGAAUAACUGUGUGAACUGCCUACCUGGACAGAAGGAUGUGGAUAUGGCUCUCCGGAGCAUCGGCGAGGCCAGUAAGAAACUGCUUGUGGAAAAUCUUCCUCCAUGCUCCAAAUCCUUCCAAGAGGCCCAGACGGACCUUAACCACACAGCGGCCGAGCUGAACCACUCUGCUGGGGAUGUGGUGCAGUCGUCAAGGGGCACCAGCAGCCAGCUGGCUGUGGCCUCAGGCAAGUUCAGCCAAGACUUUGAUGAGUUCCUAGAUGCUGGUAUCGAGAUGGCCGGACACACACAGUCCAAAGAUGACCAGAUCCAGGUGAUUGGCAACCUGAAAAACAUCUCCAUGGCAUCCAGCAAGCUGCUCUUGGCAGCCAAGUCCCUCUCCGUGGAUCCAGGGGCUGCAAAUGCCAAAAACCUCCUUGCAGCUGCGGCCCGAGCGGUGACAGAGAGCAUUAAUCAGCUCAUCACACUGUGUACUCAGCAGGCACCAGGACAAAAAGAGUGUGACAACGCUCUACGAGAACUAGAGGCUGUGCGAGGAAUGCUAGACAAUCCAAAUGAGCCAGUCAGCGAUCUCUCCUAUUUUGACUGCAUUGAGAGCGUUAUGGAGAAUUCCAAGGUUCUCGGGGAGUCUAUGGCUGGAAUCUCACAGCAUUGUAAGAUGGGAAACGUGCCAGCAUUUGGUGAUUGUGUAGGUGUGGCGUCCAAAGCGCUGUGUGGGUUGACCGAGGCAGCGGGGCAGGCCUCCUAUUUGGUGGGUGUCUCCGAUCCCAACAGCCAGUCAGGUCAUCAGGGAUUGGUGGAUCCCAUCCAGUUUGCCAGAGCCAAUCAGGCGAUUCAGAUGGCCUGUCAGAACCUUGUGGACCCGGCCAGCAGUCCUUCCCAGGUUUUGUCGGCAGCUACAAUCGUUGCGAAGCAUACCUCAGCCCUUUGCAACGCCUGUCGUCUGGCGUCUUCCAAAACAGCCAACCCUGUAGCCCGAAGACAUUUCGUGCAAUCAGCCAAAGAGGUCGCCAAUACCACUGCUAACCUUGUCAAAACGAUAAAGGCCUUAGAUGGUGAUUUCUCAAAUGAGAACCGUGAAAGGUGCCGCGUGGCCACGACCCCGCUGAUUGAAGCUGUGGAUAAUCUCUCAACCUUCGCCUCCAACCCGGAGUUUGCUAGCAUUCCUGCACAGAUAAGCCAUGAGGGUUCUGCCGCCCAGGAGCCAAUCCUGCGCUCAGCUCGUUCCAUGCUGGACAGCUCCACCCACCUGUUAGAGACCGCCCGCUCCCUCAUCAUUAACCCCAAAGACCCGCCCACCUGGUCCAUCCUGGCAGGCCACUCCCGCACUGUGUCAGACUCCAUUAAGAGCCUGAUUACAUCCAUCAGGGACAAGGCUCCUGGACAGCGGGAAUGUGACCAUUCCAUUGACAGCAUCAACAAGAGCAUCAGAGACAUUGAGCAGGUGUCUCUCGCAGCUGUAGGUCAGAGUCUGCCCCGCAGAGACGACAUCUCCCUGGAGGCUUUACAGGAGCAGUUGACCUCUGCCGUGCAGGAAAUCGGUCACCUCAUUGACCCCAUCUCUACUGCAGCCCGAGGGGAAGCUGCUCAGCUUGGACACAAGGUGACUCAGUUAGCUAGCUACUUUGAGCCAGUGAUCAUGGCAUCAGUGGGACUGGCAUCUAAACAUACUGACCACCAGCAACAGAUGAAUAUACUGGAUCAGACCAAAACCCUGUUUGAGUCAGCCCUACAGAUGCUCUACGCUGCCAAAGAGGGCGGAGGAAACCCCAAGGCGACACACACUCAUGAUGCCAUAGCCGAGGCAGCCCAGCUGAUGAAGGAGGCUGUUGAUGACAUCAUGGUGACUCUAAAUGAGGCAGCCAGUGAGGGGGGGAUGGUGGGCGGCAUGGUGGAGUCCAUCGCUGAGGCCAUGGGACGGAUGGAUGAAGGUACUCUGCCGGAGCCUGACGGCACUUUUGUGGAUUACCAGACCACCAUGGUGAAGUUUUCAAAAGCAAUCGCUAUCACCGCACAGGAAAUGAUGACUAAGUCUGUGACAUGUCCGGAGGAGCUGGGUGGGCUGGCAUCUCAGGUGACGGUGGAUUACAGCCAGCUGGCACAGCAAGGCCAUCUGGCAGCCGCCACCGCCGAACCAGAGGAGGUGGGAUCCCAGAUCAAGAGCCGGGUGCAGGAGUUGGGUCACGGCUGUAUCUACCUGGUGCAGAAGGCUGGAGCCCUGCAGAUGAGCCCGACGGACAGUUUCACCAAGAGAGAACUGAUCGAAUACGCCCGUGCCGUCACUGAAAAGGUGUCUAUGGUGUUGUCUGCCCUGCAAGCAGGUAAUAAGGGCACUCAAGCCUGCAUCACAGCGGCCAGUUCAGUCUCCGGCAUCAUCGCUGACCUUGACACCACCAUCAUGUUUGCUUCUGCCGGCACACUCAAUGCAGAGAACGAGGAGUCCUUCGCUGACCAUAGGGAGAACAUAUUGAAAACAGCCAAAGCUCUGGUGGAGGACACCAAGCUGCUUGUGUCUGGUGCUGCAUCGAGCCAGGAAAAACUCGCCCAGGCCGCCCAGUCCUCUGCCAAGACCAUCACACAGCUUACUGACGUGGUCAAACUGGGCGCCGCAAGCAUGGGCUCAGAAGACCCAGAAACACAGGUGGUUCUGAUAAAUGCAGUCAGAGAUGUUGCCAAGGCUUUGGCUGAGCUGAUUAGUGCCACUAAAUGUGCCUCAGGCAAAGCAGCGGACGAUCCCUCCAUGUACCAGCUGAAGAGUGCCGCCAAGGUGAUGGUGACAAAUGUGACCUCUCUCUUGAAGACAGUGAAAGCGGUAGAAGAUGAAGCCACUCGCGGGACGAGGGCUCUGGAAGCCACAAUUGAGUGCAUCAAACAGGAACUUACUGUUUUCCAGUCCAAGGACGUUGUGGAGAAAACCACCACCCCUGAAGAGUUCAUCCGCAUGACCAAGGGCAUCACGGUUGCAACGGCCAAAGCGGUGGCAGCAGGCAAUUCUGCCCAGCAGGAAGAUGUGAUAUCCACUGCCAACCUGAGCCGCAAAGCCAUCUCUGACAUGCUGUCCACCUGCAAGCAAGCCGCGUCCCACCCAGAAGUAGGCGAGGACGUGAGGAAUAAAGCUCUGCUCUACGGCAUCGAGUGCACCACUGGAUACAUCGACCUGCUCGAACACGUCCUGCUCGUGCUACAGAAACCCACGGCCGAACAGAAACAACAGUUGGCUGUACUGUCCAAGAAAGUGGCCGGAUCGGUCACAGAGCUAAUUCAGACUGCCGAAGCCAUGAAGGGUUCAGAGUGGGUGGACCCAGAAGACCCUACAGUAAUAGCGGAGACGGAGCUCCUUGGUGCCGCUGCGUCCAUCGAGGCUGCAGCCAAGAAACUAGAGCAGCUAAAGCCCAGAGCCAAGCCAAAGCAAGCUGAUGAGUCUUUGGACUUUGAAGAGCAGAUCCUGGAAGCAGCCAAAUCCAUUGCUGCGGCAACCAGUGCACUGGUCAAAUCAGCAUCGGCUGCCCAGAGAGAGCUAGUAGCACAGGGCAAGGUGGGCUCCAUCCCUGCCAAUGCUGUAGAUGAUGGCCAGUGGUCCCAGGGUCUGAUAUCAGCUGCCCGGAUGGUAGCGGCCGCCACCAGUAACCUGUGUGAAGCUGCUAACGCCUCAGUUCAGGGUCACGCCAGCGAGGAGAAGCUAAUUUCUUCAGCUAAACAGGUGGCGGCUUCUACGGCUCAGCUGCUGGUGGCCUGCAAGGUCAAAGCUGAUCAGGAUUCAGAGGCCAUGAGGAGACUACAGGCUGCUGGUAAUGCAGUCAAGCGAGCAUCUGACAACCUAGUGAAGGCAGCACAGAAAGCAGCCUUCGAUAAAGCUGAAGACAACAGCGUUGUGGUUAAAACGAAAUUUGUUGGAGGCAUCGCUCAGAUCAUUGCAGCACAGGAGGAGAUGCUAAGAAAGGAGAGGGAGUUAGAGGAAGCGCGGAAGAAGUUGGCCCACAUCCGACAGCAGCAAUACAAGUUCCUCCCCAGCGAACUGCGAGAAGACCAGAGCUGAACGCUUCUCACACAGUCAUUGGAUGUGAUAUCUGCUUUGGGUCAUUAUCGUUAACAACGAUUGGCUGCUCCUCGCGUAGAGGGGGGAGGGGGCAUAAAUCGCACGUGAUUGGUUGCUUUGAUAUCAGGUGGCAGAAGUUAAAUGUGAUUGGCUUUCCACUCACAAAAGCAUGGGAUUAGUACCACUGAUUGGCUGUUUGCCUCACCAUUGGCGGAUGUGAUUGUGUGAAAGGUUGCUCCUGUUACAUAGGGCUAUUCUGUUACAUUCUUGUUUAUUUAGUCAUGUAUUAAGGUUUAAAACACUUGUUAGAUGAUUUGUAUAUGUUUUUGCGUGACUGUGCUUGUACAUGUUUUAUGUAUCUGUCAAGUAUCCCACACCUUACCAUAAGGUGUAAUAACUUACUAUAAGAUUCUCUAUAACUAUCCUACACAAUCUAAGCAAGUUGCAACCAAUGUGAAACCAUCAAUAUCUUAAAACCUGAGGAUAGCAGCAGAAAAUCAGACAAUAUUUAGUUUGAGCCUACGAAGUAUGGUCAGAUCAUAAGCUUUCAUUUUUUUCUUAGGAAUAACCUGCUUGAGUUAUGACUCUCAUGAUGAUAAGCGUCUAAGGCCUCUAUAAUGCACUGCUUGAUUUUUUUACAUAUCCCACACUAGAACUGUAUUUAAGUAAGGUUAUGAAUUAUAAGUGGUUAUUUUGAGGAAAGAAUGUUCUGGGUGCGCUUUGUCUUGUUAUUUAUUGAUAGAAGAAAUUUAACAGAGUUGCUUAGACUUUUGUUUGUAGAUCUAUAAGUUGGUGGCUGAACUGAGUUGAUAGAAAUAAGGAAGUACCUUGUCUUUCAAUGGACAGUUCACACAGUGUGAAUGUCUUCUCCUUUAAUCAUUACUUCAUAUAGUACUGCCAAAAGUUAUGAUAUUUGCAUCAAGCAUUCUAAAUAACUAUUUGAUUUCUGUGUUGAUAACUGGAUGCCACUAACAGCUUAAAGGGGUAGUUCACCCAAAAAUGAAAAUUAUCUCAUGAUUUACUCACCCUCCUGGCAUCCCAGAUGUGUAUGAUUUUUUUUCUUCUGCAGUACACAAAGUAAGGUAUUUAUAAAAGAAUAUUUCAGCUCUGUAGGUCCAUACAAUGCAAGUGAAUGGGUGCCAAAAUUUUGAAGCUCUAAAAUCCACAUAUAGGGAGCAUUAAAGUAAUCCAUAUGACUCCAGUGGUUAAAUCCAUGUGUUCAGACACUACAUGAUAGGUGUGGGUGAGAAACAGAUACAUUUUUAAGAAUUUUUUUAUCAAAAAUUCUCCUCCCUGCCCAGUAGGGGGGGUGAUAUGCGCAAAGAGUGCAAAUCACUAAAAACAGAAGAAGGUGAAAGUGAAGGGAAAAGGACUGAAAUAUUGAUCUGUUUCUCACCCACACCAAUCAUUUUGCUUCAGUAGAUAUGGAUUUAACCACUGGAGUCGUCUGGAGUACUUUUAUGUUGCCCUUAAUUCUGGCACCCAUUCACUUGCAUUGUAUGGACCUGCAGAGCUGAGAUAUUCUUCUAAAAAUCUUCGUUUGUGUUCUGCAGAAGAAAGUAAGUCAAAAAAUGAAAGAAUUUUCAUUUUUGGGUGAACUAUCCCUUUAAUAAUGCUUAAAACAUUUAUUGUUUUAUACUGCAUGCAGUUUCACAUACGUAGUAGGCAGAAUACAGUAAACACUGUACAGUAUGCACCAACAUCUCAUUAGCUGAAAUCUCUGGUCCACAGAUACACUUUUUUGAUUACUUGUCUUAAAAAUCUACUUCCUAUUUGAGAUUGUACUUGCAUCGCUGUUAGAAACUCUGCAGGCCACUGCACAUCAUUUGCUUUGAAGGAUUCAAAGGUGUCAAUGAUCUUUAAUAUGUACUCUAACCUGCAAAUAACAUGUCUUUGUACUCUACUUAUUGUCGUGUACGGUUUUUGUGAGAAAAUGACAGUGGAAUCAUUUGAGAGUGUGAAAUUACUUUUUUGUUUUCCAUUUGUGUUAGAAUUACGUAGAAUAACUUGUGGCGCUUAAAGGAACAGUGCACCCAAAAAUGAAAAUUCUGUCAUGACUCCUCUUGUUGUUCCAAACCCAUAUGACUUACCUUCUUCCAUAAACGAUGAAAUAAUUUUAAUUUUUGGGUGACUUUCCCUUUAAAAGAGAAAAUACACUGUAUUGACUGUUGUGUUAAUGUCUUGUCACUCUCCAGAUCUGGACUGCAUUGUGUCAUAGUGCCUUAUUCUGACUUCGGUAGCUCAGUGUGUAAGUUGCUCUCUUAUGCUGCUUGUGGAUCAGAUUUCUCUCCGCAGAUCUGUAAUGUAACAAAGUUAGCGUAACGGUAAAACUGAUCUCGGAUCAGUGAAAGAGCUCCAUUGCUGAGCAAGUGUAUAAAGUGUCUUUUUUCAGAUGAAGUAGAUGUUCUUUUUCCUGUUAAAGGGAUUGUUGAAGCAAAAAUGAAAAUUCUGUCAUCAUUUACUCACUCUAAAGUUGUUCAAAACACAUAUGACUUUCUUCCGUGGCUUACAAACGGAGAAAUUUUGAAUGAUGUGCAAGUAGCUCUUUUCCAUGCAGUUACAGUGAAUGGGGACUUGAGCUUUAAAGCUUCAAAGUGGUCACAAAAGAAUCAUAAAAUUAGUCCAUACGCUAUAUUCCAAGUCUUCUGAAGCCAUUCAAUAGCUUUAUGUGACUAACAGACUGAAGUUUAUAUCAUUAUUCACUGAAAAUCGGCAUCCACUCUAGGCCAGAUGCUGCAAACUCCGAUUCAUGAACAAAUCAUUUUUUUUGAGUUGUUUCCAAUGAAUCGGUUGAUUUGGUUCAUUGUCAGUGGAUAACGAUGUACAUUUCAGUCAUUUUCUCGCACAGAGCUAUCAUAUGGCUUCAGAAAACUUGGGAUAAAGCUCACAAGUCAUAUGGGCCACAUUUACGGUGCUUUUGCGUCCUUUUUGAAGCUUCAAAGCUUCUGUCCCCAUUCAUUGUACCUGCAUGGAAAAGACCAACUAGUACAUUAUUCAAAAUUUCUCCUUUUUUGUUACAAGAAGAAAGUCAAAUGGGUUUAUAAUAAUAAUAAUGACAGAAUUUCCAUUUUAGAUUAAUUAUUCCUAUAUAUCUAGCUUUGGAUGUGUACAGCAUUGUGUCCGUGCCCAUGUGGCAACCAAAUCUGAUGUCCAUUGGACAGUUAAUUGAUGGUUAUUUGAUCUUGUUCUGCAAUAUUGUACCCACUGAGGCCUAAAGAUGCCCUUGCCUUGGCAGGCCAGUAUACUGUCAUAUGUAUUCUUUAGAUUCAUUUAGAUGUGUAGCUUCACUACAAAUUAACAUGCCACAGUAAAGAGUAGAAAGAGGAUGAAUUCUUCAUUAGCACUGACUGCUUUCAGAUCGUCCACGAAAAGAGGAAUAUUACAAUAUGUCCCAAAAAAUGUAUAAGACUAUCUUGUUUUCCACUUCGAUGAACCACUAUGUCUGAAGGUUUUUUUUUUUGUUGUUGUUUUUUUUUUUUUUUUUUUCACUUCAGUAGCUAUAAAUGGAGAUAUUGCAGUAUGUGGUUGAUAAUGUGGUGUCUUUCAGUGGAGCCGAAGAAAACAGUACGAACUAUCGCCUUUUUUAAGUAGAGUUAAUCAACUGACAUAGUAACAUUAAUUAUAAUAUUAAUAAUAAUGAACAUUAAAAUACUGUAUGUAUAAUAUUUAUCAGUUCAUGAAAGUAUUUUUUGUAUUUCCCUGAAAAUAAAGU
Myxocyprinus asiaticus (Chinese sucker) is the source of this 11489-nucleotide messenger RNA. RefSeq names its product talin-2-like. The transcript is spliced from 57 exons. The record is from RefSeq and is a predicted model, not a curated record. NCBI's taxonomy places the organism in Eukaryota, Metazoa, Chordata, Actinopteri, Cypriniformes, Catostomidae. The coding region runs from base 146 to 7777 and encodes 2543 amino acids. Gene Ontology annotation, biological process: cell-cell adhesion. Gene Ontology annotation, cellular component: cytoskeleton; plasma membrane; focal adhesion. Gene Ontology annotation, molecular function: structural constituent of cytoskeleton; integrin binding; actin filament binding.